Notolabrus celidotus (New Zealand spotty) is the source of this 1840-nucleotide messenger RNA. It is a transcript of the gene h3f3c, whose product is annotated as H3 histone, family 3C. The record is from RefSeq and is a predicted model, not a curated record. Gene Ontology annotation, molecular function: structural constituent of chromatin; protein heterodimerization activity; DNA binding. Gene Ontology annotation, cellular component: nucleosome. The coding region runs from base 154 to 564 and encodes 136 amino acids. NCBI's taxonomy places the organism in Eukaryota, Metazoa, Chordata, Actinopteri, Labriformes, Labridae. The transcript is spliced from 4 exons.
CAGAUGAUUGACACGGCCGCCAUUUUGCUCCAGCUCUCUCUGCUUCCAUUGUGUGAGAGAUAGUAAAUAUCUGACACUGCCAGACAACCACAACACUCUAGGAGCCGUGCGAAGAAAAGGCGCUAAAUUCACCCUCGGUGACACUCUGUCGUAAUGGCUCGUACUAAGCAGACUGCUCGUAAGUCCACUGGAGGAAAGGCUCCUCGUAAGCAGCUGGCCACCAAGGCUGCUCGUAAGAGUGCCCCCUCCACUGGUGGAGUGAAGAAGCCCCAUCGUUACAGGCCCGGAACCGUGGCUCUGAGAGAGAUCCGUCGGUACCAGAAAUCCACUGAGCUGCUGAUCCGUAAGCUGCCCUUCCAGCGCCUGGUGAGGGAGAUCGCUCAGGACUUCAAAACUGACCUGCGUUUCCAGAGCGCUGCCAUCGGAGCCCUGCAGGAGGCCAGCGAGGCAUACCUGGUCGGUCUGUUUGAGGACACCAAUCUGUGCGCCAUCCAUGCCAAGCGUGUCACCAUCAUGCCCAAAGACAUCCAGCUGGCCCGCCGCAUCCGUGGAGAGCGUGCCUAGACAGCCUCCAUAAUGUCUCACCUCUGUCCUGUUUUUCUUUACCUGUCCCUGUCCUCACUCCUUCACUCUACCUUUCCCACCCACCUCCACCUGUCCCUCUCACCCUCCCUCCCCAGCCUGCCCAGCUUCUCAGUAGACUUUAGAGUAACCCUGAUUAUGAAGAGAUAGAAAUAUGUUGAAGUCUGGUCUCCAUAGGUUUUUUCGUCUUCACCAAAUGUUUUUAGGGUACCUUUUUCGUGCAUGUUAAAGGUUUGUCAGAUCAGAAGCGUACCUGCACACAAACUCAUACAUUCGUCUUUGGGUUUGGGUGUUGCCCACAGAAGCUCACCUGGAUUCUUCCAGGGUGGGCAACCAGCAGAUGUGGCUUGUGUGGCAAACAGAGCUGAAGCAGAGGGACGAGUACGAGGGACUAGUCUGCUUAAGGGGAGCUGCAACUUCCACAGCAGGGUGCUAUUUAAACUAGUCCUGAGGCCUCAGCCCCUGUCUUACCACCCUCCUCUUCCUCCCUUCUUGCCCAGUCCGUCCCUCUGCCCCCUCUUCCUUCCCCUCCCCUUUGCAGCUCCAGGCUGCACCUCUUCAAACGCCCUCCCUCACCUCUGUAAUGUGCUCUGGGAGAGGAUGACGGUCUGUUUGUGUGGACGUUUGCUCUGAUCUCUCAAACCGCUUGUACUCAACAAACAAGGAUCUUUUGGUUGCUUAAGAUUAUUGAUUAUUGUUGUGGAUAUGGUGUCUAUUUUUUUUACGCAUAUAAAUCAUAAAUGCUUCUCUUUACCACUCUCAAAAUCAUCAAAUUAACAGAAAAUCAAUCAAUUUUGUCAACUCAUCAGUUUUUAUUUUACAGUGAUCUGAUUUGCAAUAGAAAAUCAGGAAGGGCUUCUCUGUUUUCAAAGGCAACUUCAAUUCUAAAGGCAGCCACAGGGGGGCGAUGUUCACCGUCUGCUCCUCUACUCAACUCCUCACUCCUCAUCAGUCUCACAAAUUAUGCUUCUGUCUCUCUCUCUUUCUUUCCACUGAUAGACUUGUCACUACAGUAUGAAUUGAUAUUAUAGUGGAAGUUUCACUGCAUGUUUUUGGCUCUGUGUGUCUCUUGCACUCUCUGUAGGUCUAAACAUAUAAUCUGUCCCUUUCUCAAAAUUUGUGAUACACAAUAUAACCUCAUAUUUGUUUUCUUUUAUAUUUUUCUUAUUCCUUGAAAUUUUCAGACGUAUAAAUAAGCUGAUCUUUGUAUUUUCCAAAUUUCUCAUAUUAUGGUGGUAAUAAAUAGGUGUUAAAAAAC